Aspergillus saccharolyticus JOP 1030-1 is the source of this 1810-nucleotide messenger RNA. Its product is annotated as DUF1776 domain-containing protein. The transcript has 4 exons. Lineage: Eukaryota; Fungi; Ascomycota; Eurotiomycetes; Eurotiales; Aspergillaceae. The record is from RefSeq and is a predicted model, not a curated record. Bases 53 to 1492 code for a protein of 479 amino acids.
UCCUUCCUCCAUCAGCGACUGCCGUGUCUGAGCGCAGCGGACAACCAUCACCAUGACUAGUGACGACCAGUUCUUUUUCGACUACUUGGCUUGGAUCCCGCAUGACGUAAGGCGAUAUUCUCAUCAGGUCGCCGAUUCUAUCGAUCGCCAAGUCGAUCACGCCGCGAACGUAAUUCGCGACACCCUCUCCGACCAGACCUGGCUCCCUUCAACGGUUCGCCCCUCGCCCAGAUAUCGACCGAGCCCGGCUGUAUCGCAGUCUUUGGUUGAUCGCGCGCAUGGAUGGGUUCUGCAUAAUCGCGCAUGGAGUGCGGCCAUUCUCGCCUUCGUCGGAACCACCUGCGUCCUAUACCUUAGUAACAAAAAGCUGAAUCGUAAACGGCGGCGAGCAAGGAGGGCCGGGAAUGGCGCUCGCAAAGAAAUCGUGGUUGUUGCGGGAUCGGCGCACGAACCGAUGACUCGAGCGAUCGCCUCCGAUCUCGAACGUCGAGGAUACAUUGUCUAUGUGACCGUAUCCGCUAGCAACGAAGAACAGAUUAUCAGAGGCGAAAGCCGCGAAGACAUCCGGUCCCUCUGGCUUGAUCUCUCUACCACUCCCUCCAGCCCGUCUGGCAUUCACCCCUCCCUGAGCGAAAUCCACACGCUUAUCACCCAACCACAAUCACCGGUCGCCGGCCUUCAACCUCACACCUGCCAGCUCAGUGGACUUAUCCUGGUCCCCUCACCCACCUAUACUAGCGGCCCUGUCGCAACAAUUCCGCCCUCCACCUGGGUCGACACAAUCAACACACGUCUCCUCUCCCCUAUCCUUACCGCGCAACUGUUCCUCCCCCUCCUUAACGUCCGCAAUAACCACAGCACCAUCAUCAUCGCCUACCCCACAAUCUCCUCGUCCCUCUCCGCUCCGUUCAGCGGGCCCGAAGUCGCAACCACUCGCGCGCUAUCCGGAUUCGCUACCUCCCUCCGCCGCGAGUUGACGUUCCAUCCGAACAUCCAUGUCGUCGAGCUAAAGCUCGGAAACAUCGACCUUGGUCCGUCCUACCGGACUCCGCAGAGCCAUAUUGCCGGCACGGAGGUGCUGGGCUGGAGCGUCCAGCAGCGCUCGCUGUAUGCGUCUCAGUAUCUGAACAGCAUUGAAGCACGGCCUGCGGCACCCGCAGGCCCGAGUCUCAUCCGGGGAUCGUCGGCGCGCACCCUGCAUAACGCGGUGCAGGAUGCGCUGGAGGUGCCGACGAAGGAUGUGUUCGGCCGCCGAGGCAGCAAGAAGUCUGUCAUUUACGCCGGAAGGGGCGCAAGAGCGUAUAGUAUAAUUGGGGAGUGGGUACCCUCUGGAUUGGUUGGCUGGAUGCUGGGAUUGAGGUCGAAGCAGCAGCACUAUCCUUGUCACUUUCAGCCGCAGCAGCACGCGACUUCUUCUUCAUCAUCAUCGCCGAGGGAGAGUUCCGCUAGUGCGGGGAGUAAUAGUGAGACGAGCGGCUGGGAGCGGGUGUAGUAGCGCCCAUCAGUUUCUGGUGCAGAAUCUAUGAUUGGGAUAUAGUUUUCCUUGCCUCGCCUAGACCUGGCCAAAAAAACAGGGAUAUGCUCUGGAUCUACCGAAAAACACUACUCAACUCAACCCAUUUCAUUUGAAUCCGAAAUCGCGCAUCGAAUAACGAAGCCAUGAACGCAGUUGAAACUCCAGCUUGGACGCAUAAUCCCGAAAGUAGUGAUCAAAGUAAACAUCAUAUUACAGCGGACCCCUCCCCACCUUUCUCACAUCAGUCCUUCAAUCUGUUCCCAGCACAAUCAUGUCAACAUCUCUCCCUUAGAC